Molecule: messenger RNA, 1584 nt
Organism: Closterium sp. NIES-65
Lineage: Eukaryota; Viridiplantae; Streptophyta; Zygnematophyceae; Desmidiales; Closteriaceae
Source: the annotation of a GenBank genome assembly
AUGGAUACCCCCAGUGUCCUUACUUUUGAUGCUGAGGGCCACAGCACUGUUCGCUCACAGUGGGCCACACGCGAUGCUGCUGCUCGCCUUGCUGUGCGUCGCCACUUACCGACCGCUGAGCGUGCGCACUUUAGCCAGUACAAGAGUGCUAAGACCUUGUACGACGCUGUAGUUGCAGGCUACUCCUCCCCUGCCACUGCUGCUCUUAGCCGCCUCAUGCUGCCGUACAUGUUCCCUGACCUUGCUGCCUUUCCCAUAAUUGCUGACCUCAUAGCUCACCUUCGCACUAGUGACAUUCGCUACCGCGCUGCGCUUCCUGCUGAGUUCUGUGCCAAGAACCCCCCCCCCCCCAUGUACAUCACCCUCUACUACAUAGUCACCCGCCUCCCUGACUCCCUUCGCUUAGUCAGGGACCACUUCCUCUCAGUUUGCCCCACCACUCUCACCGUCGAUCUCCUUGAGGAGCGCCUCCUAGCAGCAGAGAAGAGCAUAGUCGCUGUAGGAGCCUCUCGUGGUGACCCUCACACCCUCGUCUUUGAGGGGUGUUCCCCCUCCCCCCUCUUGCCCUCUGUUGCCUCUGCUGCUGCGGCCGACCUCGUUGGUUUCGAGUCGGUCGGCGCUGCGUCUGCCCCGAGCGGGAGACACCGCACCGGCAAGGGCAAGGGGGGCAACGGCGCUGGAGGGGCUGGCGGGGGCGGUGGAGGUGGUGGUGGAGGCAGUGGAGGGGGUGGGGGUGGUGGUGGGAGUAGUGGUGGGGGUGGAGGUGUCGGUGGCAGCAGUGGAGGCGGAGGAGGCGGCGGCGGUGGCGGAGGGAGCGGAGGCGGCGGAGGUGAUGGAGGCGGCGGAGGCGGCGGAGGUGGCGGAGGCGGCGGCGGGAGCGGUGGACCUGGUCGUGGCUCUCCGCAGAGGAGUGGCUCCGGUGGUGGUACGCGCCAGCAGCAGCAGCGCAGUCGUGAGACCCUAUCCCCUCAGCAGCUUCGUGACUGGUACGCUGCGCGUCAGCGCGGUGGGGGUACGGGUCCCUGCACCUACGUUCUCCGUACCGGUGACCGCGCUGGUGAGCAGUGCGGGGGCCCGCACUCCACCCAGCACUGCUUCGGCCGCCUGACGGACGCGUGGCGUCACCAGUUCCCUGAGGCCUCUGAGAUCCCUCGCUGGGGAGAGCUGUCUAGGGCGGGGGUUGCUAUCUUUGAUCUUGAUUUUGAUGCUAUUCUUGCUGCCAUGCAUGCUGUUUCUGAUAGUGUUGAGGGUGACUGUUACCUGUGUGUUCCGCCUGACCCGGGCAUUGAGACUACUGCUCUAGGUGCUGGUGAGGCUGCUCCUCUAGGUGCUAGCGCGUCUGCUGCCCCAGGUGCUGGCGAGUCUGCCCUCUCAGGUACCACGUCGGCUCAGGCCUUACACACCUUCACCCUUGACUCGGGUGCUUCCCGCUCCUUCUUUCGGGACCGCACCACACUUACGCCGCUCAGUCGGCCGGUUGCGGUCUCCCUGGCGGACCCCUCUGGGGGUCCUGUCCUUGCUCGCUUCUCCACUGUCUUACCGAUAGGGGGGUUGACCAGUUCAUUCCUGCGAGUCAGCGGGUGA